This is a messenger RNA of Chelonia mydas (Green sea turtle), 491 nucleotides long. Its product is annotated as histone H4-like. Gene Ontology annotation, biological process: nucleosome assembly. The coding region runs from base 177 to 491 and encodes 104 amino acids. The transcript is spliced from 2 exons. NCBI's taxonomy places the organism in Eukaryota, Metazoa, Chordata, Testudines, Cheloniidae. The record is from RefSeq and is a predicted model, not a curated record. Gene Ontology annotation, molecular function: structural constituent of chromatin; DNA binding; protein heterodimerization activity.
AUGAGAGAGACUGUGGGGGGGGGGGGGGUAGAGUAUAUGUGAAAGAGGUAAGAGUGUGUGCUGGGGGAGAGUGAGUGUGUGGGUAUGCUGUCUCUAAGUUCAGACAGCAGCUUGAGCAGUCUCUCCACACCCCGCACCCCCAGCAGCGGGCCGCACUGUCUGUAAACCUAGCGAACAUGCCUGGUCAUGGUAAGGGAGGUAGGGGUAUCAGAAAAGGAGGCGCUAAGUACCAUAGAAAGGUACUGAGGGACAAUAUCCAGGGUAUUAUGAAGCCAGCUAUUCACCAUUUGGCUCGUUGUGGGGGGCAUGGGAAGCACAUUUCAGAUCUCAUUUACGAGGAGACUCGGGGAGUGCUAAAGGUAUUUUUGGAGAAUGUGAUCCGAGAUGCUGUUACUUACACUGAGCAUGGAAAGCAGAAGACUGUGACUUCCAGGGACGUUGUUUAUGCGCAGAAGCACCAGGGUUGUACUCUGUAUGGAUCUGAAGGCUAA